Acipenser ruthenus (sterlet) is the source of this 1704-nucleotide messenger RNA. Its product is annotated as tetraspanin-11-like. Gene Ontology annotation, cellular component: membrane. The record is from RefSeq and is a predicted model, not a curated record. The transcript is spliced from 9 exons. Lineage: Eukaryota; Metazoa; Chordata; Actinopteri; Acipenseriformes; Acipenseridae. The coding region runs from base 161 to 943 and encodes 260 amino acids.
UUUCCUUUUGACCUCGCAGUGACCGCAAUCUCUUCACUCGGAGCCAGUGAAGCAACAAGCUGGGAUCGAGUGUAACAGACAUAACGGGAUAAACCAAGUGCACAGCCAUCAUCAUUCACAAACUAUUUCAAAUAAACACACGCUGUAUUCUGGAGAAAACAUGUCACAAUUGUAUAAAGAUGACCACGAUGACUGGGUGGCUGUCUGCUUGAAGUACCUUCUCUUUAUAUUCAACUUCCUCUUCUGGGUCGGCGGCGCUGCAGUCAUGGCUGUAGGGAUAUGGACACUGAUUGACAAAAGUGACUAUCUGAGUCUGUUGGCAUCCAGCACAUUCGCUGUUUCAGCCUACAUUCUCAUCUUUGCUGGAGGUCUGGUAAUGAUAACAGGCUUCCUGGGCUGCUGUGCUGUCAUCAGAGAACAGAGAAGCUGUCUCUCAGCGUAUUUUUCCUGUCUGCUGCUGAUCUUCUUGAUUGAGCUAGUGGCUGGCGUUCUCGCUUAUGUCUAUUACCAAAGACUGAGUGAGGAACUGAAGCAGCAUCUCAACCACACCAUGACGGAAAACUACGCACAGCCAGGAAAGAAUCACAUCACACAUGCCAUUGACAGACUUCAGCAGGACUUCAAAUGCUGUGGCAGCAACCACUCGUCUGACUGGCAGUACAGCGUUUACAUCAGCUCACAGGAGGCUGGUGAUCGAGUGGUGCCUGACAGCUGCUGCAAAACAAUAACACUUCAGUGUGGACAGAGAGACCAUCCGUCCAACAUCUACAAGGUGGAGGGGGGCUGUAUAACCAAACUGGAACAAUUUCUAGCCAAUCACCUUCUGAUUAUUGGGGCUGUGGGAAUCGGAGUAGCUUGUCUCCAGUUGGCGGGAGCAGCCCUGACUGCCUGUUUUAUCUAUCAGCUCUAUAAAGAAGAGGAAGAAGAGUUCUCUGACAUGUGAUUGGAUCUGUGGAAUGAUCUUUACUUUUUGCCUGUAUAGAAGAAUUAAAAUGGACCCGUACUGACGACUCCUGUACAACCACAAGCCGGGGAUAAACUGAUGCCUGCUUUUAAUCUCAACAACAAUCUUUACUCUUUGUGUUUUAGGACGUGCCUGCAUGGUUGAUCAUAUUGAAACAUUCUGCUCUAGAGCAGUUGCUUCUGAACAUUUUUUUUUAAAGCCUGGUUUUCAAAGUAUCCUCCCAAGAACAAAAAAAACAAGUAUUUUUAUUAAAGUGUCAAGACAUCUGGGAAUGUUACAGACAGUAAGAUGUCACUGAAUUGAAAAUAUGCUGCUUACCUCGCUUGAUGUAUUUUAAUUCUAUCUUGCAGAUUGUAUUCGGUUCAGUAUUGUACAAGCAAGUUUAUAAGGCAUUGUUUAUAACUAAUGCUUUUCUAACAUUCUUUUAAGAUUUUCUAAUUAUGUUUUUGUAGUUCGUUCAAGGACAGCAUUGUCUAAUUGACACUGCUUGCUAUGAGGAGGUUCAUAGAGCAUUGCUUGUCCCAGUUACUGACCAGCACCCUGCACUCUAAGGUGCUAGCUGUGCCCCUCUCUCACACAUUCGGGGCACUGACAGCGGUUACAGAUAAUUCAACAAUUCCAUUAAUCUUACUUGUUGUGUAAAUUCACUAUGUAGGUACCAUAUCAUUGUGUAGUUUUGAAAGAAACACAUGUUAAAGCGAAUGUGUUUUUUAAUUUUAAAAAUAUAUCUAAAAAAAGUU